GCGAGACAAAAGUUCCAGCUAUUAAUGAGAGUCCAGUCCCGAACUGAUCGAUGACGCUGCGUUCAACCAGCCAAUAACGUGAUUGUAAACAAUGCGCGUGCAGCUGUCAUGAACCCCGCUGUUCUCGCUGCUCUGUAAAAGGUGACACAGCCCAAAACUGCCCACCAAAAAAACUGCGAUGACAGAUCAAGUUAAAGAGCUCGUGUCAAAGUGCCUGCAGGCCCGGGACUUGGCGUACUGUCCAUACAGCCGGUUCCCUGUCGGUGCCGCCAUAUUGACAAUAGAUGGCGCUAUAAUCACAGGCUGUAAUGUGGAGAAUGCCUCCUACGGGCUGACGGUGUGUGCUGAGCGGACGGCCAUCCAGCGGGCCGUGGUGGAAGGACACAGAGAGUUCACUGCCAUUGCUGUGACAUGUGAUAUUAAAGACCGCUUUGUCGGGCCAUGUGGAGCAUGUCGACAGGUUCUUAUGGAGUUUGGAUCCGACUGGAUUGUAUACUUGACCAAGCCAGAUGGAUCUUACAAAGAAACCAGCCUCAGUGAACUGUUGCCUCUAGCCUUUACCCCGGCCCACCUCGCAAAGAACUGAUGAAGCUUCAGCUGCAUGCUUGGACAUAACUUUUUAAUGCUUUAUUAAUACUUGUUUUUUUUAUAGCUGCAAUGUGUCUUGAAUUGUGUUAUGAAAACACUGCAAAUUAGGAAAACAAUAAAAAAAAAUCCAAUAGA
Molecule: messenger RNA, 723 nt
Organism: Cottoperca gobio
Lineage: Eukaryota; Metazoa; Chordata; Actinopteri; Perciformes; Bovichtidae
Product: cytidine deaminase
Exons: 5
Coding region: 179-586 (135 amino acids)
Cellular component (GO): cytosol
Molecular function (GO): zinc ion binding; cytidine deaminase activity
Source: RefSeq, a predicted model, not a curated record